Apus apus (common swift) is the source of this 1579-nucleotide messenger RNA. RefSeq names its product ubiquitin fold modifier 1 (gene UFM1). The record is from RefSeq and is a predicted model, not a curated record. Bases 51 to 308 code for a protein of 85 amino acids. Gene Ontology annotation, cellular component: nucleus; cytoplasm. Gene Ontology annotation, biological process: protein K69-linked ufmylation. Lineage: Eukaryota; Metazoa; Chordata; Aves; Apodiformes; Apodidae. The transcript has 6 exons.
GGCGCGGGGCGGCGCUGACGUGUCAGCGGGAGCGGCGGCGCUUCGGCAGCAUGUCCAAGGUCACCUUUAAAGUCACGCUUACCUCGGACCCGCGACUGCCCUACAAAGUGUUAAGUGUGCCUGACAGUACACCUUUCACAGCUGUCUUGAAGUUUGCUGCGGAAGAAUUCAAGGUUCCUGCAGCAACAAGUGCCAUUAUAACAAAUGAUGGUAUAGGAAUAAAUCCUGCACAGACAGCAGGAAAUGUGUUUCUAAAGCAUGGUUCAGAUCUACGGAUUAUUCCCAGAGAUCGAGUUGGGAGUUCCUAACAUCUACUGAAUGCUCUGGAAUAAGUGACAUUGUCUUGCAGCAAAAGUCUAUUUAUUUUGGAAUUCCAAAAUGCAACUAAUAAAUUGGCCUUUUUAAAGCUAGGAAAAAUUACUUCCCAGACUUUGAUUUUUUUUGAAACAAAGAUAAGUUUUCAUUUUCUUGUUAAAAUAGAUUAAAUCAUGCAGUGAUUCUUCCCAGACUAGUAGAAAAAUGGGCUGAUUGCAUUUUUGUUUUCUGGAAAUGAAUCCUGAUGGAUUUCUCGAUAGGUGUUAUGGACACCACAAGGGUAAACACACAGCCAUGAUCAAUAGAUAUUUAAAAUAUUGGAUAUUGUAGAGCCUACUUUGUGGAAGGGGACACUGUGUUAUGAUUUUGAUACAAAGACAUUGUUCCUACUGAGUGCUAAAACUUCUUUUUUUCCUUUUUUUUUUUUCUAAACUCCCAUGUUUAGAGGAACAGUUUUCACAUGGUUCAAUUAUUAAGCUUAAAUAGAGGGAAAAUUUCAGGUGUUUAUUACUCAAAUAAGUAAAUAACUGCCAAAUGUUUUAAAGUAAUGGUAAGAUUUAAUUGCUGCAAGUAUUAAAGAUGAAGAAGGCAGAGGUUUCUGUGUGGUAUUCCAUGAAGUUAAAUGAAAUGCAAUUUUGGAGAAUUUGAGAGCUAAUCUCCUCACAUGAAGUGCCAUCAGCUAAGAAAGACUAGCGCAAUUUGGGAGUUGGUAGGUACUGGUCAAAUAGGUCAUUCCUUUUCCCGUAAACUAGUACUGGUUCUUUUUAAAAGUCUUGUUUUGUUACUGCAUGUUACGUGGGAAACAGCAUCAAAUUCACUGAAAUGUUUGUCUUCAGAUUAUAUGCUUCUUGUUUCUAAAUUGCUGGGGUAAACUAUCAGAUGGUGUAUUAUAAUUAGAGAAAUUGCUGCUUUUCUUGAGCUGGUAAUCUACUUGGUGAUUUAAUAUUUUUUUGGCAAAAUGUUUAGCAGUUGGAUUUUUUUUUCUCAUUGAGGUUAACAGAAAGAACGAUAGAUAAUGUGCUGCCUUGUUAAAUGAGUCUUGUCACAAAUACAACUGUUCUGUGCAAUAAUGAAAGAUGUUCAGAUAAUGUGUCAAAUAGUGCAGAAGUACAAAAUGCCCUUCUGAGUGAGUGUAAAUUGAGUAUAUAGAGAAAAACUCAUCUGACAGCGAUAUUGGGCUGUAAACAUUUUCCAGUUCUAAGAUAAACUGUAAAUUUCUGAAUUUUCCUUUAUUUUAAUAAACAAUUAUAUGAAGAAAAGUGCA